Molecule: messenger RNA, 348 nt
Organism: Iphiclides podalirius (scarce swallowtail)
Lineage: Eukaryota; Metazoa; Arthropoda; Insecta; Lepidoptera; Papilionidae
Source: the annotation of a GenBank genome assembly
AUGGCGUUCGGAAAAGCUCCAUCCGUGCGUGGGUUCACGCAGCUCCCCACGCAGUGGGGUGUGGGGAGGGGGGAUGGGGGUAUGGGGAUCAAUGAGACACAAAAAUCAAAGAAGCCGCCGACGGCGUUCGGAAAAGCCGCGGGCCGAGCGUUGAUUCACGCAACUGCCGUGGGACGUUGCGGGGGGAGGCAGCGGUGGCGGGGGGGGGGGGGGGAUGCUACGAAACCGAGCGCGCCGGGUGACAUUGCGCGGGCAACGACACCGCGCCGACCUACGCCACGCGACCGCCGGAAAACUAGGCACCUAGCGGCGGCGGUGCCUCAAUUUGGGGCAGCGGGGCGCCGGAGG